AUGGCAGCCAUCCCCUCCACUGUCUCACUCGCGGCCACCCACAACUACCUGUGCUGCCUGGGUUCCACUUCCAGUAACAGCUCCUGCGGAAGUGCCGAGUGCCCUGGAAAAGCCGUCUCCCACCGCCCUGCUUCUUUUUUGGGAAGUCCACUCUCCCUUUCAUGGCCACAGUGUUGGAGUCCCCAGAGCACUCGGAAUCUCCCCAGGCCUCCAGCAGCGUGA
Messenger RNA from Molossus molossus (Pallas's mastiff bat), 222 nucleotides. RefSeq names its product pancreatic progenitor cell differentiation and proliferation factor-like. Bases 1 to 222 code for a protein of 73 amino acids. The record is from RefSeq and is a predicted model, not a curated record. Lineage: Eukaryota; Metazoa; Chordata; Mammalia; Chiroptera; Molossidae. The transcript has 2 exons. Gene Ontology annotation, biological process: cell differentiation; multicellular organism development.